UUGUGAAACUAGCUCCAGUGAUUAGCCACGUCAUGUAAACUUAGCAGUGGAGCAUUUCUGGUUUCACUAACAACGAGGAGUCGCAUUUUUUGGGGGACUAUUAGUUAUUUUCAAAGUGUAUUUCAGGGUUGUGAACUGUCAGAAACCCUAUGGAAAGAUGUCAGACAUCGGGGACUGGUUCAGAAGCAUCCCGUUGAUCACCCGGUCCUGGUUCGCUGCCUCGCUCGCUGUUCCCUUCCUGGGGAAAUUUGGGCUGAUUGAUCCCAGGAACCUCUUGCUGGCGCCAGAGUUGUUCUUUAACAAAUUUCAUCUAUGGAGACCAGUGACGGCUACCCUGUAUUUCCCAGUAUACCCUAACACUGGGUUUCUGUUCCUUGUCAACCUGUAUUUCCUCUACCAUUACUCCUCUCGGCUAGAGACAGGGGCGUUUGAUGGCAGACCGGCAGACUACAUAUUCAUGCUCUUCUUCAACUGGAUCUGCAUUGUUAUAACUGGGCUGCUGAUGAACAUGCAGCUGCUGAUGAUCCCGUUGAUCAUGUCGGUUCUUUACAUCUGGGCUCAAUUCAACAAAGACACGAUUGUGUCCUUCUGGUUCGGAACGAGAUUCAAGGCACAUUAUCUACCUUGGGUCAUCCUUGUCUUCAACUUCAUCAUCGGAGGAUCGUUUGUGAAUGAACUGGUCGGGAACCUUGUGGGUCACCUGUACUUCUUCCUCAUGUUUAAAUACCCCAUGGACCUGGGAGGACGCUCAUUCCUCACCACACCAGAGUUCCUGUAUCGGUUCUUCCCUAACAGGAGGGGAGGGGUGUCGGGCUUCGGAGAACCUCCCAGCAGGAGACCAGCUGCUCAAGAGCAGGCGGCGGGAGGAGGAGGACGUGGACGCCACAACUGGGGCCAUGGCUUCCGCCUGGGGGGUGAAUGAGAGGAGAAAGCUGCACCCCCAUCCUGUUUGCUCCCAUUACAAAAUAGCUGUGCAGUCGAUGUUUCAGGUUAAAAUGUUUGCUUCUUCACAUUCUUCCCUGUUUGAGGGAGUGAACAACCCAGACUUUAAUUUAAUUGACUUCAGUUCACAUUCACGUUUAGUUUUAAAGGAUACAACAAGAUGGAAUUUGAGGAAGCACACAUUUUAACCACGAAAGCACAGCAGGACUUAAGACUCUGGCUUAAUUCACCAAGUACAGCCAGCUAUGCUAUACUACUACUGUCCAUGUGAAGCAGAUAGAAGGAAAUAUGAAUAAACCGAUUUCUUUUUUUUUUUUGUUAAUGUGAUGAUUCUUGAGCUUUCCCCCUUUUUCUUUUUGUCCCCCCUCUCUACCCUUCUCCUUUUUUCUACACCCUGCCAUUGGACUGUCAAGACAGGAGUUGCUGCAGCUGCACACCAGUAAUGCUGUCGGUUUUUAUUCUUGUUCCUUUCCCUCCUUUUUCUCUCUCUCUCUCUCUAUGAGGCCAUAUCAGAUUACUUUGUAAUUACCAAUGUACUGGGAGCAUGCUGUCAGUAGCCGAUUGCCAGAACACGGGCAAAGCUAUUUAGAGAGCGCUGUUUCCAGGUCUGAAUUUACAUGGGUGUAAAAUGUUUUUUUUUAAAGCCUCUGUGGCACAGACCUCAUCUUUCUGUCAUAUGAUCUUAUCUUCACCAAAAAAAAAGGUGAAGAUGAGAUUUAGCUUUUGUUUUUUUGUAAAUAUAACAUUUGUUUAUUGAAAGGAUGAA
Scomber scombrus (Atlantic mackerel) is the source of this 1708-nucleotide messenger RNA. RefSeq names its product derlin 1 (gene derl1). Gene Ontology annotation, biological process: endoplasmic reticulum unfolded protein response. Lineage: Eukaryota; Metazoa; Chordata; Actinopteri; Scombriformes; Scombridae. The coding region runs from base 158 to 922 and encodes 254 amino acids. The transcript has 8 exons. Gene Ontology annotation, cellular component: endoplasmic reticulum membrane; Hrd1p ubiquitin ligase ERAD-L complex. Gene Ontology annotation, molecular function: misfolded protein binding; ubiquitin-specific protease binding. The record is from RefSeq and is a predicted model, not a curated record.